This is a messenger RNA of Phaeoacremonium minimum UCRPA7, 567 nucleotides long. RefSeq names its product putative arginase-like protein. The record is from RefSeq and is a predicted model, not a curated record. Lineage: Eukaryota; Fungi; Ascomycota; Sordariomycetes; Togniniales; Togniniaceae. Bases 1 to 567 code for a protein of 188 amino acids. The transcript has 2 exons.
AUGGCGUCCACGGUGACGUCCGGGUCGCUGGUCCUCGAGCGUCGCUUUGAGCGCGUUCACAAGUACCACUGGCCCGCCGUCCAACUCAACGUAUGGAUGCUCAUCAUGCUCGUCGCGUCAUGUACCAUCCUCGGCAUAUUCGCAACAUUCGUUCAAAUACAGCAGCAACUACAGCUCAACAUACCUUGGUACUUUCCAUACUACAUGACCGUCUCCGCCGUCGCGAUAUUCUUCAUCGGCAUCCUCCUCUGGCUGAUCUUCCAACGGCGCCUCCUGCCCUCGAUCGUCAUGAUAGGUGGCUUCAUGCUGUUUGUGCUGUGGCUGGUCGGCCUGAUCGUCGUCUCCAUCCAGCUCUGGGGGCCCUCGGGCUCCGUCAGCGGCAACUGCAACAUCGCCGUCUUCAACCAGAACCCAAAGGGCCAGACGCUCGAGACGCUGGCCUGGAUGGAGCAGAAGAACAUCUGCCAGAGCUGGCAGGCCGUUUUCGCCAUGGGCCUCGUCGGCGCCAUCUUCCUGCUGUGGCUGAUGGUCAUGGCCUACCAGGUCUUUGCCGACGAGGGUGACUAG